GCCGUAGAAGAGCUGGGUUUCUGCUUCUGUGGCGAAAGUCUUGGUGCGAGGAGGCAUCUGAUCUGUCUAUGGAAAGAUUUACAGAUUUAUUAUUUCCUUUUCUGGUGACUGUUUUUACAAUACUUUUGUCACGACUCAUUUCUCUCCACCGAGGAGCUCAAUAGCAGGAGUGUACAGCCGCAGUUUGAAUCCGCUUCAACUUUCUCUUUCUGGGGAAUCUAUCAGAAAAAGACUAAAUGAUAAAAAUGAUAUGCUUCCUCAUUAGUCUGACUGUGUUUCUUGGAAAAGUGGGGUAAAAGAUGCGUCUUAUCCAGUGCGCAAGUGCCUCUCUUUCUGGUCGUGGGUAACAAUAUUUUCUCGGAUUCUCUUCUUGAGGAAUAUAAAAUGGGCGAGCAGCAGGUAUGGCUUCAAUAACUUGCAGAGGGACAUCAAAAAGGGGCGCCCGGGUGUUGACAGACCCUCUGACUCCUGCUGGGAUCAAACCUGCAACCCUUCAGUCGCAGCCUAGACUCCCUCACCAAUAGCCGGAUCUGCCAUCCUGAGUCCUCCCUCUGAAACAACCUGUAUCACAUCCACAGUAUGGAUUUCUGUGCGCUUUUCCCCUCUGCGAACAUCCAUUUAACAACUUUUCUCUGGGAAUGGAUUUAAUUUGGUUUAAACUCUGAUACCUUCACGUGUCUUAUAAUGACUUUCAUGCUUACAUGUACUCCAGCCAUGUAUUCGGUGGUUCAGUUUAAUUUUUGACAGCUUCUUUCUGGUGAGACAUUCCAUCCUCUGCACUCUUUUGAAGAGUUGUAGCUUAAAUCUCGUCGGCUCUCAUGGGACUGAGGCAUUCGUCGCGUUGUUUGCUGCUACGGCGGAAGAUGGCGGAGGCGGACAGCUCGGAGCGGCAACAGCCUGUCACAUCCCCACUUUCUCAGUCAGCCCAGCCCUCCUCACUGCCUAAACCAGUGCCUACUACCCACCAUGUGCCCUGCAUCCCCCAUACGCCUCAUGUAGCGGGCCUGGCCACCUGUCCUGGUCGAGGCAAGAUAGCAAAGUUCAUCAGCCCAGAGGAAAUGACAUCACGGGACUACUACUUUGACUCUUAUGCUCACUUUGGCAUCCAUGAGGAGAUGCUAAAAGAUGAGGUGCGAACGCUGACGUACAGGAACGCCAUGUACCACAAUAAACAUGUUUUCAAAGAUAAAAUUGUCCUGGAUGUUGGUAGCGGCACGGGGAUCCUCUCUAUGUUUGCUGCUAAUGCCGGCGCCAAACACGUGUACGGGAUUGAAUGUUCAAGUAUAUCCGAAUAUUCAGAGAAGAUCAUCAAGUCAAACCACCUACACAAUGUCAUUACCAUCUUCAAGGGCAAGGUGGAGGAGGUGGAGCUGCCCGUGGAGAAGGUGGACAUUAUCAUCUCAGAGUGGAUGGGUUAUUGCCUCUUCUACGAGUCCAUGCUCAACACUGUCAUCUUCGCCAGGGACAAGUGGCUGAAACCUGGUGGCCUGAUGUUCCCUGACAGAGCAGCUCUUUAUGUGGUGGCCAUCGAGGACAGGCAGUACAAGGACUUUAAGAUUCAUUGGUGGGAGAACGUGUAUGGCUUCGACAUGAGCUGCAUUCGCAAUGUGGCCAUCAAAGAGCCUCUGGUGGAUGUGGUAGAUCCAAAGCAGGUGGUGACUAAUGCCUGCCUCCUAAAGGAGGUGGACAUCUACACUGUGAAGCCAGAGGAUCUGUCCUUCACCUCAGCCUUCUGUCUGCAGAUCCAACGCAAUGAUUACGUCCAUGCCUUGGUCACGUACUUCACCAUUGAAUUCACAAAGUGUCACAAAAAGACCUGCUUCUCCACUGCUCCAGAUGCCCCCAGCACACACUGGAAGCAGACAGUGUUUUACUUAGAGGACUAUUUAACCGUAAAGAAGGGAGAGGAGAUCUUUGGCAGUGUUGCCGUCCGGCCCAAUGAGAAGAAUGUGCGUGACCUGGAGUUCACCCUGGAGCUGGACUUCAAAGGGCAACUCUGUGAGGCGGCCAUUUCCCACGACUAUAAAAUGCGUUAAGAAGAACAACAACUACCAACCAACUACCCUCAGCCCUUCAGGACGCACUCGGAGAGUAGAGGCAGGGCACAGGCUCUCCACAAGCAUUCCAGUUGGCCGGUGAGGGUCGAACAUAUCUGACUGGAUGCCAUCAUGCCAGCACCUGUGAUGUCAUCAGAAGAAGCAAGUAUCUGUCAGCAAUAGUGCCAUCACCUGCACCAACCUGAUCGACUCGGGCACAUUUGAAUGUAAAAUUCGACUUGAUUUGUUUUCCUGUCACUAGUUCCUGAUGUUUUUUCUUUAGUAUAAAAUGAAGAAUGGUGCAGUCUUGAUAUCGUUAGUAAAGCUAGUUGGAAAAUAGUUCUGUAUGAUGUUAAGAAGGUUGCAACACAGUCACUGUCUGUAUUGCUUUGCUCCUUCUUAAGGUUAAUUAUGCACUGUGUAAUUGUAUAGUCGGAAAAGUGAUCUGUUGUGUUUUAUUUCAUUCUUUUUUUUUUUGCAUGUGUUUUUAUUUUUUGUUUUACUUCAUUGAUUUAAAAAAACAAAUGAAAUGUUACGUAUGCUUGUUUAAUUGAGGAUAAUCCACAACUUGACUUUGGUGCCAGAGAAACACAGAACAAUGCCUCAGAACAGUAAACAAACACAGAUGCAAUAUGUCUUCUUGUACCACUUUGUUUUUGGACAUCUGACAGAGUAUAAUAUAAAAGGUGACAAUGAAUAAAAUGUCAAAGAUUCAGUA
Molecule: messenger RNA, 2754 nt
Organism: Notolabrus celidotus (New Zealand spotty)
Lineage: Eukaryota; Metazoa; Chordata; Actinopteri; Labriformes; Labridae
Product: protein arginine N-methyltransferase 8-B-like
Exons: 10
Coding region: 819-2036 (405 amino acids)
Biological process (GO): peptidyl-arginine methylation
Cellular component (GO): plasma membrane
Molecular function (GO): protein-arginine N-methyltransferase activity
Source: RefSeq, a predicted model, not a curated record